CCGGUGGAAGAGCCGCGUCAGGGUGGCCAAUAGGCAGCCGCUUCUGUCUGUUAAAAGUGAAAGUAGGUGGAUAGAGAAAAAAACAAACGCACACGGAAGACGAAGACUUUUUCUCAUGUGCUAAAGAGCUGGCGUAAAAGUGCUUGCACACUAUGGCGCUGUGGAAGCAAAUGACCCUGCAGUUGCAAUACAUGUCAACUCAGACGCUGAAUGAACUCUACCCGGACACAUUCCCUCUGGACAUCAGGCACUAUCUUGCUGACUGGAUAGAGGAACAGGCAUGGGAGAACUUUAAUGUAGACAACACGGACCAGGAGCCUCAGGCCCGAGCUCUGUUGGACCAGAUGGUGUUCAUGCUGCAGGAUUUCUCCAUACGCAGCCCUAAUGUGGUGGAGAAGGUCAAAUUACAGCACAUCAGCAGGAACUUGAGUGUGUUUCAGCCACAGCCGAUGCAACUUGUGAGGACAGUGCGAGAUAUUCUGAGGAAAGAGAGACUUUUAGUAGAACAGCAAGGUCUUCAAGCUGCCAAUGGCACCCCACACCCCCCAGUGGAGGAAACUAACACUGAUGUGGACAAUCUAGUGCUCAAAACUUUGGAAAUUCAGAACUGCCGCCAAUCUCUUCAUCAGCUAAAAGAGGAGUUGAACUGGGAAAAACAGGAGGCUGCGUCUAUGUCAGGACCAAAUGAAUUGGAUCCACAACAUCCAAAUCAAGUCACUAGAAUAAAUCAUAUACAGCAACUUGAGGUCAACUAUUCAGGUUGUGCGAAGAAAUCUUUACAGCUGCUUCAGGAGGCAGUGCAUGCUCUGGAGCAGUGCCAAUCCUCUCUGAUUCACAGAAUAAAGUCCUGGAGGUGGGAGCAGCACAGAGCAACCAUUGGCCUGCACUUUAAUGACAACCUUGGCCCUCUGCAGGCAUGGUGUGAGCAGUUGCUCGGGGUGAAUGUUAAUCUAAGGCAGGAGCUCAUGUUGCUGAAGAGAGAUCUUGGAGGGAAUCAGCAGAUUCACUUGCUUCAGGAUACUCUGGAAUGUCUUGUCCAGACUCUCGUUCAGAGUUCGUUGGUGGUAGAUAAGCAGCCACCCCAGGUGAUUAAAACUCAGUCCAAGUUCUGCACCAGUGUGCGAUAUCUGCUGGGAGAGAAGAUGGCUCCUGGAAAACCUGUUAUGUUGAAGGCUCAGAUUAUUACUGAAGCACAAGUGAAGAACAUGGUUCAACAAGGGGUCAUACCCAAUGAAAAUGUAGGAGAACUUAUCAACAAUACAGCCAUCUUAGAACACAACACUGCCAGCAAGAGUACAUGUGCAACCUUUAGGAACAUGUCCAUAAGGAAGAUCAAACGAGCGGACAGGAAGGGCUCUGAAUCAGUGACAGAGGAAAAGUUUGCUUUGCUGUUCAUCGCAGAAAUGAUCAUCACAGGCUGUGAGAAGCCUUUUGGCAUUCAGAUAAUCACUCUUCCUGUGGUUGUAAUUGUACAUGGCAGUCAGGAAAUCAAUGCCAUGGCAACUAUCAUAUGGGACUGUGCCUUCUCAGAGCCUAACAGGGUACCGUUCGUUGUUCCGGAUCGAGUGCCCUGGAAUCAGAUGUGUGAUGCUCUCAGCAGUAAAUUCAUGUCUGAGGUGCAGACGCAGCGUGGCUUGGACAGAUAUAACCUUCACUUUCUCGCCCAGAAGAUCUUUGAUCAACCAGACACCACUGAAGACUUCAGCAACAUGCCUGUGUCCUGGGCUCAGUUCAACAAGGAAGUUCUGCCUGGUCGAAAUUUCACCUUCUGGCAGUGGUUUGAAGGGGUGAUGGAUCUUACAAAGAAAUGCCUAAAAGAGUAUUGGAGUGAAGGAUUGAUCUUUGGCUUCAUUGGGAAGCAAUACCUCCAUGUCAUCCUGCAAAACAAACCCAGUGGCACAUUUCUUCUUCGCUUUAGUGAUUCAGAGAUGGGUGGCAUCACCAUCGCCUAUGUAGGUCCCAGUGAGAAUGGAGGCAGGAAAAUCCAGAACAUUCAGCCCUUCACCAAGAAGGAUCUGGACUCCGCUGGCCUCGGUGACCGCAUAAAGGAUAUUAACUGCAUCUCUUAUGUGUAUCCAGACCAACCAAAGAAUGAUGCAUUUAAACAAUUCUUUACAGUUCCCACUCCCCCACAUCCUGAUGGAUACUUGCCCUUUAAACUAACAACCGUAGUCAACCCAGGAGACCAUGGCUCCUCCACCUCCAGCAUACCAACUCCGACUGAGCCCGCUCAGGGUCUCUACUCAGUGGGCAGAUCUUUCCUCAACAUAAAUCAGGAUGUGUUCUCACCACUUCCCAGUCAUUGUACUCGCCCAUAUUUGCCAGAGCAUUCAAUUUCUGAUCCAGGACAUCUGUAUUCUUCACCCAUGCCAACAAAUCCCUCAGGUGACGACAUGGACAUGGACACACUGGAGGAAAUUUUGAGGGAAUUUUGAGGUACUACCCCACUAUUCUCAGUGGAAAAAGGCUUGGUGCUUAAAGGACAUCCAAUGCAACUCACAUGUUUUACCAAAAUCCCAAACGUACACAUGACACCAUUUGUUCCCAAAAGAGGUGUAUCUGUAGGAAAACAUUAGAUAAACUUGUUUUGAACAUGCUACAGGGCAUAUCCAUGAAUCGCUGGUAAAUAAUGAGACUGUGGGCAGAAGAUGCCUUACAUUACAUGGGUUGUAUAGGUCUCCACCCACCAGGAAAACACACUAAACUUAAUGCAGUUAAAUGGAGAAUUGUUUUUUAAAAUCAAUUUAUAGAAAUUAAAUUAAAUGUCCUCGAUAAGCAGGUGAAGCUAUUUCAGAUUAGCAUGUAUUAUCUAAAUUCAAAAGUCAUUCCAUAAAAGUUUCAGUCUUAUGACUAGACUUGAAAGCAGCAACACGGCAGAAAUUCUAACUGACAAGUGACACAAGAAAUUAUUUUUUCUUUUUUGCAAUCAUGUGGUAGUAUUUUCCAUUGUAUCAAGAGACCAAAUAGAUUUAACUUAAUUUUGUCCUCCCUGCCUAGUGCAGAGAAAAACAAAUAGGAACCACAUUUUGUAAGUUUACUUGCAGAAAACAGGGUUACUGCAGUCAUGGAAAACCUGGAAAAAUUAAGGAAUUUUAAAAUUGUGAUUUCCAGGCUUGAAAAAGCUAUGAAAAUGAUUUAAAUCUGAAAAGGCAUGGGAAUUCCUAUAGUGAAUGUCAUUUAUUUUUUUUCAAAUUAAAUUCUGCAUCAGUUUUUCUUUUUGCGAGGACAAUCUCUAUACAAAUAUUUUAUAAAUUCUUAUUCUGUAAUCACAAAUGCAUGGAAAACAUGAUACCAGUGUGGAUAUGUGUCACAAGAGCAGAUUAGCAGUAUUUUAGUCAUGAUGUCCUGAACGAAACUGAUUAUCAAGGGAAGCAGACACUCCUAUUUGGCUUAAUUUCAGAAAUGAGCUGAGAUGAAUAGCAUCAAAGCACUCGUUUUUGAUCUGUUCUUUUUUUUUU
Molecule: messenger RNA, 3458 nt
Organism: Xyrauchen texanus (razorback sucker)
Lineage: Eukaryota; Metazoa; Chordata; Actinopteri; Cypriniformes; Catostomidae
Gene: stat6
Product: signal transducer and activator of transcription 6, interleukin-4 induced
Exons: 21
Coding region: 153-2435 (760 amino acids)
Biological process (GO): regulation of cell population proliferation; cytokine-mediated signaling pathway; growth hormone receptor signaling pathway via JAK-STAT
Molecular function (GO): RNA polymerase II cis-regulatory region sequence-specific DNA binding; DNA-binding transcription factor activity, RNA polymerase II-specific
Source: RefSeq, a predicted model, not a curated record